This is a messenger RNA of Nyctereutes procyonoides (raccoon dog), 4392 nucleotides long. Its product is annotated as plasma membrane ascorbate-dependent reductase CYBRD1. Gene Ontology annotation, cellular component: lysosomal membrane. Gene Ontology annotation, molecular function: oxidoreductase activity. Bases 70 to 912 code for a protein of 280 amino acids. The transcript has 4 exons. NCBI's taxonomy places the organism in Eukaryota, Metazoa, Chordata, Mammalia, Carnivora, Canidae. The record is from RefSeq and is a predicted model, not a curated record.
GGGCCGGAGCCCUAAGUCGGCCCCGCCGAGUGCGAGCGGCCGCCGCGCGGGGCAUGGGGCGCUGAGGCCAUGGACGGCUACAGGGGCUUCCUGGGGCUGCUGGUGUCGGCGCUGCUCGUGGGCUUCCUGUCCGUCAUCUUCAGCCUCGUCUGGGUCCUGCACUACCGGGAGGGGCUCGGCUGGGACGGGACCGCGCUCGAGUUCAACUGGCACCCGGUGUUCAUGGUCACUGGCUUCGUCUUCAUCCAGGGCAUCGCCAUCAUCGUGUACAGACUGCCAUGGACCUGGAAAUGCAGCAAGCUCCUGAUGAAAUCCAUCCAUGCAGGGUUACACACUGUUGCUGCCAUUCUCGUAAUUAUCUCUCUGGUGUCUGUUUUUGAUUACCACAAUGCCGGGAAUAUCCCCAACAUGUACAGUCUACACAGCUGGGUCGGACUGACGGUUGUCAUACUCUACAUCUUACAGCUUCUUCUAGGUGUUCUCGUCUUUCUGCUUCCUUGGGCUCCACUUUCACUCCGAGCACUUGUUAUGCCCAUGCAUGUUUAUUCUGGGCUUCUCAUCUUUGGAACAGUGAUUGCAACGGUACUUAUGGGAGUGACUGAGAAACUGAUCUUUGGCGUUUCUGGAUACAGUACGUUCCCACCAGAAGGUGUUUUCGCAAAUACCCUCGGCCUCCUGAAUGUGGUAUUUGGGGCGCUCAUAUUUUGGAUAGUCACCAGACCACAAUGGCAACGUCCUAAAGAACCAAAUCCUAUCCUUUUUCAGCCAAAUGGAGGCGCUCGAGAGGGAGCAGAAGGCUCAGCAGUAAACUUCAGCCAUGUCGACCAAUCAGAUUCAAAAUUAAACAAUGAAGUAGCAGCAAAGAAAAGAAACUUCUCUGUUGAUGAGGCUGGACAGAGAUCUACCAUGUAAAAUGUUAUAGAGAUUUGGCCAUGUAACUUCACUUUUGAAAACUAGCUCUACAGUUUAGCUUCUCCUGUUUAGCCCCCAAGAUGAUUGAGCUCUGCAGAAUCAAUAUUUAUUUUACUCAUAAAGUAGGAUUCCUUUGAAGAGUUGGUAUUGAUUAAGGCCUAUGAACUUACCUAAAUUGGAAAGGAGAUGAUCAGUGUACAUAAUAGAAGAUAUAAAUUGUGGUUAUGUUACCUUUCUUGAGGAUCUUGCAUAGAAGAGGUGAUCAAAAUGUGUCUCUCAAAAAACAAACAAACAAACCAAAAGCAGAAACAAAAAUGUGUCUCUCAGUUGGUAAAUUUCAUUAGUUGUCAGCAUCUCUGGUCUCUUGUCAUGCAGUCAUUUCUUGUUAAUUCUGAGAAUCCAGUCCUAAUGUUUUAGAAUCAGAUCUGGGGCAGGGUUUAUGCUACACAGAUAACAUGAGUGGAGUACAGAAAAAAAUUUAGGAAAGUAACUUGUUCUCUUCUCUCAGCACCUGUCUCCUGCUCUCUCCCCAACUAGUUUGGUCUCAGAUUUGCCUUGGAGACCAGGAUUUCUAUUAGAGCAUUUGGGAGCUGUGACUGAGCCAGAGAUAGCUAAAGAGAUCUUUUCUUGUCACACCUGGAAGUUUUUCUGAAACUCAGCUUUGUCCCAAAGCUUCUGUGGGGUUUGGUGCACUUUAUAACUCAGAUUCUAAACCUAAUUAGAAUGGAAUAUGCCUGAAAACUUAUGUAGCAUAAACUGCUUCACACCCUCAAAGAGCACUUUUCCCCAAGUUUCUGUUUUUAUUUUAGAAAGUACUUACUUGGCACUUACUACAUGCCAGACACUGUUCUAAGCACUUUUUAAAUAUUAACUCAUUCAAUCCUCAAACUUUACAGGUUAGGUACUAUUAUUAUCUCCAUUUUACAGCUGGGAGAUCUGAAGCUGAGAAAGGUCAGUAACUUCCCCCAAGGGCAUAUAGCUCAUCAGUGGUUGAACUGAGAUUUGUCUCUUGGCUGUCUGACUUCUCAGUUCAUGUCCCUAACCACUUCACUCUGCUACAUUUUUCUAUUAUAUACUAGUUUGUAUGUACUUGGACUCACCGCUCGAUAAAUCCCAAUUGCUGGAGUGCAGUAGAGUUGUUAAAGUUUACCCUCUGGCUUUUUCCAAGGCAGAUUAACCAAGGAAAGGUAAAUAACCAAGGAAAGGGGCCCGCCCACACCUGUAAAUAGAGAUGGCACCCUGCCGCAGCCAACAUGCCAUGGCCCAACUUGAUGCCCCUUUGAUCUUAAAACUAUGUCUUGGUAAUAGAAGAGACUCACGUCAUGGUCUGCUCUUCCCAGUGGCAACAGCUAAGGCCCUUCCUGAUUUUGGUGGAGUUUUAGGGGAUAUCUGGAGCUUUGGGUUCUUAGUAGGGAAUUGAGACUCAGAGGUGACAUCUUUUGUGCAUGGAGACCUCUGUCUAGAUUCUGGGCUGACUUAAAUUAAAACUUAGAGUAGUGAGGUGCCUGGGUGGCUCAAUCUGUUGAGUGUCUGACCCUUGGUUUCCGUUUAGGUCAUGAUCUACUGGGUCAUGGGAUUGAGCCCUGCCUCGGCUCCGUGCUCAACAGGGAGUCUGCUUGAAGAUUCUCUCUCCCUCUGCCCCUCCCCCCACUCUUGCAUGCACAUGUGCUCUCUCUCUAAAAUAAAGAAAUCUUUAAAAAAUAUCUAGAAUAGUGCUUAUGCUGAAAUGAUGCUUUUCUUUUUGGUUUUGUUUGUUUUUGGUUGUUGUGGGUUUUUGUUUUUGUUUUUUGUUUUCUGGUUUCUAUGCAAUUUUAAACUGGACCCUUUUAAUGUGGGUUAAAACUUUACAGUUUACACCAAACACUCUUAACCUUUUUGGUGCUUAGUGGAGUUCUUUUUAAGUUAAGUGGUAAUUACCUCAGACUGAAUAUGAGCUUCACUCCAACAUAUCCAUUAAGCUUCACAGCUAACCAUUAAAGAUUCCCUCACCAAGACACUCUUCUUAAUUCUAUUUCCAAAAUUGAUAAAGGUGUCAUAAGUAUGCCUAGUGCCUGGCUCAAUGCCUGGCACAUAGUAGGCACAAUUAAAUUCAGUAUAGGUAGAGCAUGCUACAAUUUUGGUGUCAGGUAGAAGGAGUAAUUGUAUUGUCACACACAAACAUAUUUUUGAUAAAUGGAUGUUUCUUUACAUAAAGGUGCCCAAAAUUCCAGUUUUUUAGGGGGAAACGGGUCUGCGAUAGCACCAAUGAUCAAAGCUGCCAUUCCAUUUUACAAAGGCCAAGGAAGAAGUUACUAGUGAAAAGUUAAUUAUGGAUUUGGUGUGAGAAUAUUCUACUCCGUUGCAAAGUAUUUGAGCACUCAUCAUCUCAGCCCUUUAUUUUCCCUUUCUUGUGGGCUAAUGUGAGAGCAAUCUGGUGGAUAUUAUAAGAACUUCCUUCUCACCUUUAUGAAAACAAUGCAUAGUAAAAUAUAUCUAGAAAACCUUUCUGAGACUCUUCUUUUAAUGGGCUUUUUAUUCUAAUGGUAAUUGUACCUUUAUCUUUCAAAAGCUGGUAUUUCCUACCUAAAGGCAUCUCUCCCCAAAAUAUCUCAUUAAAAAGUCCACAAAAAGAAAAAGGGAGAAGAAAGCUUUAGGUAUCAUUUCCAAAACAGUGAUUGAAAUCUUCCCAAAUAAUUAUAGCUUGUAUCAUCAGCAGCGGUAGUCUGGCUUGGCUUACCCCAUAAUCUAAUUUCGGGGCGGGGGGGGGGACUUUAUUUUAACACUCCUCUAAAUCAACACUAAAGCCUUUUCUCUGGAAGGGCUUCUUGAGAAACUUAAAUGAAUAUGCUUUUUGAAUUAACGUUCUCGAAAGUGUACAGCUUCCUGUGCUUCUCAGUGGCAGGCUUGAAUUCACCCUCUGGAACACUUUCCUUUCCUUUCUUUGUGUGGUUUCAUUUAAUCUGUGCUGGUUAGAAACAGCAUCUCAGACCUUAACAAUCAAAUGACAAAGAAGGCAACUGGACUUUUUAAGUAAUACUGACAAAUGGUUUCUGUUUUCUAAAGGACAAAAUAAAGAGGAUGUCUUGUUUUUAAUUAGGCUCUUUUCCCUGCUGAGCUGAAAAUUGCGGUGACAUCCCGGUUGACCACAACUGCCGAAUCUAAAAGCUCAAAGAAAGAAUUAAAGUGUUAUGCUAAUUUUAUUGCAGUAUGAUAGAAUUUUUAUCUUGUUAUGUCCUUUCUUCGAUAACUCUGACAGGAAACUGUAACGGCUAUGUCUCAGAGCUGCACAUAGGAAAGUAUGGAAAAAUGAAAACUAUUAUUCUUUAUUCCUUACAAGAUUCCUGAAAACUUUUAAGUGGAAAAGAUUACUAUAUGUUUGAUCUUGCCUUCUUUGGGAAAAAUAUUAAGUAGCCCAAACACUUUAUAACUUUGUAGAAAAAAUAUGCAUCUAUUUUUUCUUGACCUGGUUUUAUACAGUAAUAAAAGUUAUUUUGGAAGCUA